CUUGUCAUUUUGUGUUCAAUCAAAGUUAUAUUUUCCGGUUUCCCACGUCAAAAAUAUUUUAGAUAUCGCCGCACCCAUUAAAAAUCCGUGAUAUUAUAAUUGGAAAUAAAUAUGGGUGACCACUUGCCGGCCUGUGUUAUCGAUGUGGGAACAGGGUAUACCAAGCUGGGCUUCGCUGGCAACAAGGAGCCCCAGUUUAUCAUUCCUUCAGCCAUAGCGAUAAAAGAAACUGCUAAAGUUGGUGAUCAGAGUACUAGACGGAUGACUAAGGCCGUGGAGGACUUAGAUUUCUUUAUCGGUGACGAAGCGUUCGAGGCGACGGGGUACUCUGUGAAGUAUCCUGUCCGUCACGGUCUAGUUGAAGACUGGGAUUUGAUGGAAAGGUAUAUCGAGCAGUGUAUUUUCAAGUAUUUACGCGCUGAACCUGAGGACCAUCACUUCUUGAUAACAGAGCCGCCGCUGAACACACCGGAAAAUCGCGAAUAUCUCGCCGAGAUAAUGUUUGAGUCAUUCAAUGUGCCGGGUUUGUACAUAGCCGUACAAGCGGUCCUUGCACUCGCAGCGUCGUGGAAAUCGCGUACAUCGGCCGGACGUACGUUUACCGGUAUCGUGGUCGACAGUGGCGAUGGUGUAACUCACAUUGUACCGGUCGCUGAAGGCUACGUCAUCGGCUCCUGUAUCAAACAUAUUCCAAUAGCAGGUAGGAACAUUACAUCAUUCAUUCAGUCGCUUUUACGUGAACGCGAAGUGGGAAUCCCUCCAGAACAGAGUUUGGAAACUGCAAAAGCUAUAAAAGAAAGAUACAGUUAUAUCUGUCCAGACAUUGCAAAGGAAUUUGCAAAAUAUGACUCAGAUCCUGCUAAAUGGAUGAAAAACUACACAGGCAUCAAUGCAAUCACGAAAAAUCCAUUCUCAGUUGAUGUUGGAUAUGAGCGAUUCUUAGGGCCGGAGAUUUUCUUCCAUCCAGAGUUUUCUAAUGCAGAUUUCACAGUGCCCUUGAACGAGAUGGUCGAUGAAGUGAUACAAAGCUGCCCCAUUGACGUGCGAAGAGGCUUAUAUGGGAAUAUUGUUUUGUCUGGAGGGUCUACAAUGUUCAGAGAUUUUGGUAGGAGGCUUCAACGGGACAUUAAGAGAACUGUUGAUGCGAGGUUAAAGUUGUCUACAAUGUUAUCUGAGGGCCGUAUCACACCAAAACCUAUUGAUGUCCAAGUGAUAUCACACAAUAUGCAGAGAUAUGCUGUGUGGUUUGGAGGGAGUAUGUUGGGCUCGACACCUGAAUUUUACCAGGUGUGUCACAGUAAACAAGCCUACAUGGAGUAUGGACCCAGCAUCUGCAGACACAAUCCUGUAUUUGGCACCAUGACAUAAUGAAAUUGACUUAUUUUAAAUACCAGUAUUCUGCAGUUAGUCUUCGUACUUACUGUAUGCUAUAUUCUCAAAAUAAAUUAUAGGCUUUACUGCAGAACAGAAUUGAAAUAUUGUUUGACAAAACACACAGUAACUCGAAGACUGCCUGUUUAUUGAAUUUAGUUAGUUAAGCAUCAAUAAUUAUUAUUAUGGGUAAGUAUUCGAAAUAAGUUAAAAAUGCUAGACAGAAAUCAUUUAUUACAAUUUUUAUGGUAAAAAAACUGCAUUCUGAAAUUAUUAUCCUGUAUAAUGUAAAAUAUUGCCAAUAAUCUUAUGUACUAUUUUAUUUAAUAGAUAAAUCAUUAUUUACAGCUGGAGGGUAAAAAUAACUAAGCAUUUAAUGUACUUGUUGCAUUCCAGCUUUUUACCAAAUAAAGACUUUUUACUACA
This is a messenger RNA of Maniola jurtina (meadow brown), 1797 nucleotides long. RefSeq names its product actin-related protein 3 (gene Arp3). Gene Ontology annotation, molecular function: actin filament binding. Bases 112 to 1368 code for a protein of 418 amino acids. Lineage: Eukaryota; Metazoa; Arthropoda; Insecta; Lepidoptera; Nymphalidae. The record is from RefSeq and is a predicted model, not a curated record. The transcript has a single exon. Gene Ontology annotation, cellular component: Arp2/3 protein complex; actin cortical patch. Gene Ontology annotation, biological process: Arp2/3 complex-mediated actin nucleation.